AGUUGUACUGGGAGGAUGGCCUUGUAUGGUGCAGUGGCGCCUACAUCCUAUGUGAAUAGAAAUCCUUCAAAGAGCCCAUCCAAGAGCAACUGGAACGCUGGCACUGUCUUCCUGGGCAUCAUCGCAGGGGCCCUUGUGAUCUCUUUCUUGGCUGGAGAUCAGACGGUCAAGGCUGAGCAAAAAGCUCCCCACUACCAGGACCUUAGUGGGAUGCCUCAAUUCGCCCCGCACGCUGCUGCCCAACAGGCUCAGCAGGCAUCCGACUCACAGAUGCAGCAGAACUCCGUGGCUCCCACGCAGAGCAAGCAGCUUGCGGUGCAGUCGCAGGUAGCAAGCAUGCAGGCGCCGAUGCCUUCCAGGUCAAAGCAGUCCCUCCAAGCAGCAGCCUCUGCGACCGAGCAAGCUCCCCCAGCCCCUCAGCCUGCUCAGGCUCCCUCCUCUCCCUCAGCGUCUGCAGGAGGGAGCUCUUCGAUUGCCAGUGACAUCCUCCCCAAAGACAUCAAGGGAGGGAAAGGCAAGGAGAUCUCCAAGUCCGUCGAGGAGGCCAUCCAAGACAAGCCGAAUAGCAGCAACUCGCACUACAUUGCAGGACAUACGGACAAGGAAGUUCACCUCCUCGUCAUCUUCUUCCUGUUGGUCGGCACAGGCGUCGUCAUCUACUACAUGAGGAAGGAGCAGGCGCCGAAACAAUGAGCUCGCUCGGGUUGGACCAGGUCACGGAAGUCUCAAGAGUUAGCAGCUGAUGACAAGACUUAUUGAAGAGGAGAUCUCGAGAUGCUGAGGACUUUUGGCAGUAUUGAAAGGAUCUGGUUUGGUGUGGAUGUAUUAUCGUGAAAUAAAAACAACGACAAUG
This is a messenger RNA of Guillardia theta CCMP2712, 853 nucleotides long. RefSeq lists its product as hypothetical. Lineage: Eukaryota; Cryptophyceae; Pyrenomonadales; Geminigeraceae. The record is from RefSeq and is a predicted model, not a curated record. The transcript is spliced from 6 exons. The coding region runs from base 16 to 693 and encodes 225 amino acids.